Mytilus trossulus (common blue mussel) is the source of this 785-nucleotide messenger RNA. RefSeq lists its product as uncharacterized. Lineage: Eukaryota; Metazoa; Mollusca; Bivalvia; Mytilida; Mytilidae. The record is from RefSeq and is a predicted model, not a curated record. The transcript is spliced from 4 exons. Bases 107 to 664 code for a protein of 185 amino acids.
UAAUGAUAUACAUAAUCCGAACUAACAGGAAGUGAUAGUUUAGGUAUAUAAGUUGGAACAUUUAAUAGUAGAAUCACUCCUGUUUUAACACAAGCACGAAGUCAGAAUGAAACUUGCCAUCACAACUGUUGCUAUCUUGGUCUGCCUUUGUGGCAUGACACUUGCUGACGAUUAUUACGGUGGCUCCGGAUAUUCCGGAAGCUAUGGUGGUGGAGUCGGUGGAUACUCCGGAAGUUACGGUGGCAUCGGAGGAUAUGGUGGAAGCAUGGGCGGAUAUGGUGGAAGCUUGGGUGGAUAUGGCGGUUAUUCCGGAUACGGACAAAAGGGAUACUCUGGUUACGGCUCCAAGGGAUACUCCGGUUAUGGCGGUGGACAUUCUAGUUACGGCCAACAAGGAUACUCCGGUUAUGGUGGACAUUCUGGUUACGGUAAAAAGGGAUACUCUGGAUAUGGUAAAAAGGGAGGAUAUGUUGACGAAAUUGUUCAGUACGUUCCUCAACCAAUCCCAGUCGCAUCUCCAUUUGCUGGUGGAGCCGGUAUGGGCGGUAUGGCCGGACUUGGCGGUAUGGAUGGCAGUAUUCUCGGCGGAAAUGGAGGACUUGGACUUUUUGGACUUCUGUUCCUCUUCCUGAUUUUGUUCAACAACAACAACACCACCAAUUAGAGAUAUAGAUUAAAUUUAAUAAAUAUUUGGUAUAUGUGGAUGGCCCUCAAGGAGUCUGUUUACAAAUAAAUAGUUAUAUAUAAUAUACAAAAACGAUUUUAUUUUCUAAUUUGAUAUAACA